This is a messenger RNA of Toxorhynchites rutilus septentrionalis, 1076 nucleotides long. RefSeq lists its product as uncharacterized. Lineage: Eukaryota; Metazoa; Arthropoda; Insecta; Diptera; Culicidae. Bases 55 to 1065 code for a protein of 336 amino acids. The transcript has 2 exons. The record is from RefSeq and is a predicted model, not a curated record.
GUUCACACCCUGGCGGUCAAGUGCAGCACGAAAAUCACUGAAGCGCAGUUCAAAAUGAAGGCGUUCGUAGUACUGUCAGUGGCUUUGGCCAUUGCCUCUUGUGCGUCAGUUGACGACAAAUCCUCGAAGAAACAGAAACGGGGCCUGUGGGAACUGGGACACGAUUAUGGACAUUUCCAGCACGAUGGUUUCCCCCAUGAAAUGCAUCACUGGUCCAACGUGGAAAAACACGUUGCUGUGCCAUACCCAGUGGAGGUCGUGAAGAACGUCCAUGUUGAUCGUCCAUAUCCAGUCGAUCGACCAGUUCCGUACCCGGUUCACGUUGACCGUCCAGUAUAUAUCGAGAAAAGCGUACCAGUCCAUGUUGAUCGUCCAGUGCCUUACCCAGUGGAAGUUGAGAAAAAAGUUCAUGUAGAUCGUCCGGUUUAUAUUGAGAAGAAGGUUCCGGUGUACGUCGAGAAGAAAGUCCACAUCGAUCGUCCAUAUCCAGUGGAAGUCAAAGUUCCCGUUCACGUGGAUCGUCCCGUUCCAUAUCCAGUGGAGGUCGAGAAGAAAGUCCCUGUUCACGUUCCCUACCCAGUGGAAGUGAAAGUGCCGGUGUACGUCGAGAAGAAGGUUCACGUUGAUCGACCAUAUCCAGUUGAGGUCGAAAAGAAAGUUCCAGUCCACGUUGACCGCCCGGUCCCAUACCCAGUGGAGGUUGAGAAGAAGGUUAAAGUACCGGUGGACAGACCAGUUCCAUACCCAGUGGAAGUGAAGGUUCCCGUUUACAUCCACAAGAAGGUUCCAGUGCACGUCGAUCGUCCCGUUCCCUAUCCGGUUGAGGUUGAAAAGAAGGUCCCAGUGCACGUUGACCGUCCGGUGCCGUAUCCAGUUGAGGUCGUUAAGAAGGUCCCGGUUCAUGUAGACCGCCCCGUUCCUUAUCCGGUCGAGGUUCAGAAGAAGGAAUACGUCGAAGUGCCAAAACCGUACGCGGUUCAUGUCGAGAAACCCGUUCCGGUGUACUUUAACAAGCCAAUUGUUGUGCAGGAUCAGGAGCAGACGCACGAGAAGCAUUGGGACUGAUUUUGUGGGAU